Messenger RNA from Klebsormidium nitens, 1916 nucleotides. The record is from the annotation of a GenBank genome assembly. NCBI's taxonomy places the organism in Eukaryota, Viridiplantae, Streptophyta, Klebsormidiophyceae, Klebsormidiales, Klebsormidiaceae.
AGCAGACUCACGAGCCUAUCAUCUUCAUACUCGUGCUGCAGAAAGGCAGCAAUGGCUCUUGCCUUGGCCUGGUCAUCAGGGCGCUUGCCUACUUUCUUGUGCUCCGUCAAAAGCUCUGCCACUGGUGCACCUCGCAGCAGAAAGAGGAUCCUUCCUUCUUCAAGGUUCGUCUCAAACAUUGCUCGUGCGUCAGCCGCCAUGAACGCUGAGCAGGGCAGCCGUUCUGCUGAAGCAGAAGACGUGAGUGCAGAACUCUCAAAAAGAUGGAGUGAGCCUCAGAAAGUGCACAAAAGUGCGAUCUGUAUUGUGCCGCCUGAAGAGCUAUGGGGCCCCAUCCAGGACAUCCGACGCGUACAUGAUAAGCAUUACAAACGAUGGAUGCCACACAUCAACCUCAUCUAUCCUUUCUGGGUUGACGAAGGCGACAACUUCCAAGUGGCGGCUGAAAGAGCGGUGGCAAAGUUGAGCUCUAUUCAGCCAUUCCAGCUUUCUUUAAAAGCUUUUAACUACUUCCAACACAACAGGAGCUGCACGAUGUGGCUUGAUCCGACGGACGCCACUGCCCAGCUGCAGACGCUCCAAGCGGCGUUGCAGGAGGCAUUUCCGAAGUGCACUGAGCUGAGCACAAUAAGCGACUCGUUCAAGCCCCACCUCUCGGUUGGCCAGUGGAGGAACAAGCGCGAGACAGAAGAAGGGAUGCGUGCAUUCGGAGACACGUGGCCGGGUCUAGAGUUCACCUUGAAAGAGGUGUUUCUGAUCAGCAGGGCAGAUUUCGACGACCCGUUUCAUAAGCGAUCUGCCAUCCCCUUGGGUGCGGAGGUCGGGGCGUCGCCGAAGUUGCUCUGGACUCCAGCCACCUCAGCGAGCGGAACAGGAACGGAUUCCACUAACAAAAGCAACGGAACCGGAACACGCAACGGAAGCGGACCUCGGAAUGCGCAUGGUGCAGAAGACCCUACCAGCUCUCGUGAGCAGGUCGGUUCCGAACCAAGCACAAGCGGGCAAGCGGACCUAGUGUGGAACUUCGCUUACGGGGCCAACGUAAACAAGCACAAGCUGGAGGUGGUCCGUCGAAUUACGCCGGUGGACUCUGUCCCGGGCCGGCUCGCGGGAUACCGGCUGGCCUUCAAUCACCGAGGCGCUAUGGGAAACGUCGUUGAGUCCCCGGGGGAUGCCUGCCACGGGCUGCUCCAUCAAGUGACCCGAGAGCAGUUCAACCGGUUGCGGGAGAUGGAAAACGGGUACUCGGCGGUGGACGUCGAUGUCGAGCCGUACGACGGCCGAGGGAGCAUACGCGCAGUGGUCUUCUGCAGUCGACCAGAGGAGCUCAUCCAAGACGGCCUGCCGCCGUCAACCCGUUACUUGAACCUCAUCAAAAGUGGGGCCAAAGAGUGGGGGCUUCAUCCAAACUAUGUUGCUUGGCUGGACAGCCUACCAGCGGUGGAUGCGCAAGCCCGCGGGCCGGAGUACUGGCGGUCGCCGGCUGGUUUGAAGCUGCCACCGUCCCAAUACAGCCGUCGUGGCGGAAGAGGCCGUAGUCAACGGGGCCACCAUCGAAAUAGAGAAGCGUUUGUUAGAACUGGAUCGGGACGGGUGUCCGCUCAACAAAGCACAGCAUCGCAAUGAUGUUGUGGUGGAAUAUUAAAGAGUUGCAGCUCGAUACAGCAGCUGCUCGGUCCCGAUAUUUGAUGAAUACUCCAUCUUUUGGUAUGGUUUCCUGAGUUGAUUACAGACCUGGUGAAAGAAGGUAUGACUCGUUAUCUACCAUCUUACACACUCACCUUAUGGAGCUUAAUGAUACGGAAUGUCUUUCAGAAAGGAUGAGGCUUACAUAGUGGUUGGCGGUAUUUUACGUGAUUGUCGUGGAGGACAGCUGUCUUUGGCAAGUAUGUGCCUGGCUCGGAUGACAAUGUUUG